Molecule: messenger RNA, 2700 nt
Organism: Pungitius pungitius (ninespine stickleback)
Lineage: Eukaryota; Metazoa; Chordata; Actinopteri; Perciformes; Gasterosteidae
Exons: 8
Coding region: 364-1875 (503 amino acids)
Biological process (GO): proton motive force-driven ATP synthesis
Molecular function (GO): proton transmembrane transporter activity
Source: RefSeq, a predicted model, not a curated record
UUCUGACAUCACUGGACAGAAACACGUGUGUCUGUUGCUGCGGUUCUGUGACGUCAUUCUUUGGAGGCUUUAAGUAGAUCGCCUUAUCCAACAUUUGACUUAACUGCUAUUCUGAACACACACGCGUCUCCUGACGUUUUCUAGCGAACAAAACAAACGGUAUAAAAAAAAGUUGAUUUAAUCGUCCGAGGCGACAAAUCUUUAUCGCGUUGAGUCCGGCUCGCUGAAUGACUUCUUUGAUUUUUGUUAUCUGGCUUUUUGUGGCGUCCAACGCGAAAGAAACCGAGCCGUGAUGCUGCAGAACAUCCUGUACUAAACCCCUUUAAUACAUCACACUCAUUCCUCCUGUUCGUUGAACAAACUAUGGCGGCUGCUUUGUUCAGAAGAGGGACGGGAUUAUGUUGCGUUCACAGGGAGCUGUGCAGAGUCACGUGGAGGCCACAGGCUGCAGAGUUCUGCUCCAGACCGACGGACAGGAGGCCGCCGCCGCGCAUCAAGAAAGCCAAGACGCAGCCCGCCGUGGACGUGGCUGAACUCCUGCAGCAGCGCUUCCCCCGGGGCGGCCCGGGCACAGCGCCCCCUGUUGUUUGGCCUGCAGAAGCCUCCCCUGUGAAGGCCUCCUCCUCCUCCUCGGAGCUUCCUCCUCUGUCAAAGACGGCGGUGUCCUUCUCUCGCGGUGCUUCUGCUUUUAAACGAGUCGAUGCUCGCGGCCUUUACAACGUGACCUCGGGUUCCUCUCUGACCAGCGCAGCCCCUUCAGCGCCUUUAGCAUCUCUGGGCUCAGAACCCCGUCCCGCUGAACCUGCCGCGCGAUUACCCGCAGCGGACCAGGUGGUGGUGAAGGCCGCGGAGACCUCAUCCCGUCCCGCUGCUUUAAGAGAACCCCCGACAGAAAUCAUAGAUGUGGAGCACACCCUAUCCCCCGCAGUGGGGCCUGAAGCAGAAGCUCAGGCUGAACAGGUGCUAAUCGCAGUCGACCUCUCGCACGCCGCCGAAGAAGAACCUUCGGUGGAGGCCACGGCAGAACCGGCGCGUGAGGCCGGUGCCUCUCAGGUUUCCGAAGGUCCGGCUGGAGAAUCUGCCCCCUCCGACUCCGUCCACGAAGCAGCGGGCGCGAUCAAGGCCGAGGCGGCCGUCGUGACGGAGGCCGUCCUCGGCUUGGAGCGAGGUCCGACGAAGGCGGGGCAGGAGCCGGCGGAGCAGCAAGGUGGAGCCUCGGAGGCCGCCGGUCUGGGGUCAGUGACUUCGGCCGACGCGGAGGCUCUGGAGGAUGAAACCCCGAGUGAAACUGCACAUUGUCUGGAGAGAGACGCUGGACAUGUCCCCGGGGACAAGACGGCGGAGGACGUGGCGGAGGAGGUGAUGCCGUCUGAGGAGACCACGGAGGCCUUGUCUCUGGCCGCGCAUCUGCAGAUGGGGGAGAUGCUCUUCUCCGUUCCUGCUCCUGUAACCGGGGUAACGGGAGGCCCGGUGGGUCGGGAGACCGCCAGAGCGGAGACCUUGGACGCAACGGUGGCCUCUGGGUCAGUCGACACAGCGGCUGUGACGGAUGAUCCUCCCGCUCUGCAGGAAGUGCUGCUGCAGGGGGAGGAAGAGGAAGCUGAAGCUUUGGGGAAUGAAGAUGGAAAAGGGACAAACGCAGAUUUAGAUCCAGUGCAGAGACUCUUCCUGGAGAAAAUCAAAGAAUACCAAAACAUUCACAGGUUGAAUGGAGGACAGUUGGAGGCGGAGCCAGACUACAAAAAACACCUUUCAGAGGAGACGGCGAAGCUCCGGAGGCUUUAUGGAGGAGGAGGAGGAGGAGGAGGAGGAGACCUGAGCAGCUUCCCCGAGUUCACCUUCACCGAGCCACAAUUGGACCAGGACUCCAAAUGAUCCACGAUACCCUCCCACACACGCGUCAUGUUCUCAAAGCACAUGACAUGUGUUUCAAAAGAACACAUAAUCCUGUUUUUUCUUUGUAUUGUGCAAUCAUACUAGUUAUGCAUUAUUAAUAUUCUAUGUAAUUAAAGCAGCACUUUAAAAAGUGUGUGUGUGUGUGUGCACGCGCUUCAGAUGCCAUUAAAGCCUCACAGUAGAGGAGUCGAGGUUUGGAUGAACAGCAGGUGGAGCUGUCAGGUCAACAUUCCCUAUUUGGCUCCAUUUAUCUGUCUACCUUUCUCUGUUUCCAUGUCCUCACACUGUUCUGUAUUACCUGCAUUUUUCAUAUAUCAGCAUCACGUGUGUGUGUGUGUGGUGACAGAGGCCGUCUUUGUCAAGUCAGAGCCCCCCCCCCCCAGUCACGACUCUGUGAUUAGAGAUGGUGUGAGUCACAACCAGUUACACACACACAUACACACAUACACACAGCAACAAAAAAAACACGUGAGAGCAGCGCCAGACUACAUGGUAAAACUAUACGAAAUAUUGUUUUGGCAGAGAAAAGGCCCAUCGGGACGAUGCCUGAAUGUAAAACAUUGUCAUGAAUAAAUCGUCUGUGUAAAGUGGCGUGAUGUAAUAACGUGAGAUAGAAAAAUGGGGAAAAGGGCCGUCAUUCACAUCCAAUUCAGUUCCAGCUGUGUUGAUUCAGAUGCGCUGAAAGUGGCCCUGCGGUGACGUCACUGGAUUUAGGCGGUCCCUCGCGUUGCCUGCGCAGAAUACCGGCGAGCGUGCGUCUGUCUGCGUUUCGUGCUACACGCUCUCUCCCCCCCCUCCCCUCUC